CGGAAGCGGAAGCGCAUAAGAGGUCAUUGUUGAUUUUGAAGAUGGCGGCUGUCAAUGUACUGGUGUCUAGUUGUGGACGGCUGCUUCGAGGGCUUCUGGCAGGGCCUGCCGCUACCAGCUGGGCUUGGCCUCCAGCUCGCGGGUUCAGGGAAGUGGUGGAGAUCCAGGAAGGGAAGACGACUGUAAUUGAAGGCCAUAUCACAGAGACUCCCCAGGAAAGUCCAAACCCCCCUAAUCCUUCUGGCCAGUGCCCCAUCUGCCGGUGGAACCUGAAGCACGUGUAUGGCUAUGAGGAUGUUCUACUGCUCAGUCAGUUCAUCCGGCCUCACGGAGGCAUGCUGCCCCGAAGGAUCACAGGCCUUUGCCAGGAGGAGCACCGCAAGAUUGAGGAGUGUGUGAAGAUGGCCCACCGAGAAGGUCUGCUCCCAAAUCACAGACCUCAGCUCCCUGAAGGAUUUGUUCCGAAGAGCAAACCUCAACUUAACCGGUACCUGACCCGCUGGUCUCCCCACUCCAUCAAACCCAUCUACAAUAAAGGCCGCCGCUGGAACAAGGUGCGCAUGCCUGUGGGCUCACCCCUCCUGAAAGACAACGUCUCCUACUCCAGAAGGCCUUUGGUGCUCUAUCACUGACUGAGAGUGGGGCUUCCUGAGAGCCUGGCCAGAGUUCCUCCUGGUCUCCUGUCUCAUCCUGCCAGGAUGGAGGUGGCCUGGCUUCUCCACAGAUGGCACAAGGGGCCUGCAAAGAAACUGCAUUGGGAAGCUGGGAGUGGGCAGGGCAGGUGGUCCCUUGGCAGCUGCCGUGGUUGCAUGGCUGGCUCUGGCCAUGCUAACUGCUGGAGGACACAAGUUUUGCCCAAAGAAAUGUCAUAAACCAGGCUCGUGUGCUCACCCAC
Manis javanica (Malayan pangolin) is the source of this 895-nucleotide messenger RNA. It is a transcript of the gene MRPS18A, whose product is annotated as mitochondrial ribosomal protein S18A. Gene Ontology annotation, cellular component: ribosome; mitochondrial small ribosomal subunit. Gene Ontology annotation, molecular function: small ribosomal subunit rRNA binding; structural constituent of ribosome. The record is from RefSeq and is a predicted model, not a curated record. Gene Ontology annotation, biological process: mitochondrial translation. Lineage: Eukaryota; Metazoa; Chordata; Mammalia; Pholidota; Manidae.